This is a messenger RNA of Syngnathus acus (greater pipefish), 1444 nucleotides long. It is a transcript of the gene mettl18, whose product is annotated as methyltransferase like 18. NCBI's taxonomy places the organism in Eukaryota, Metazoa, Chordata, Actinopteri, Syngnathiformes, Syngnathidae. The record is from RefSeq and is a predicted model, not a curated record. The coding region runs from base 221 to 1237 and encodes 338 amino acids. The transcript is spliced from 2 exons. Gene Ontology annotation, molecular function: protein-L-histidine N-tele-methyltransferase activity. Gene Ontology annotation, biological process: peptidyl-histidine methylation, to form tele-methylhistidine.
UUAUAAAAUUACAACUCGUUCACAAUGCCUUACGACUUAAUUUACAAUUUCACCCUUGCGAAGUCGAGAUUUUUGGUUUUUACCUCAGGGGAUUCUGGGAAUUGAAGUCCCAUUGCUUGCUUUCUCACAGCCAGGCAUGUGCAGCAAGCUAGUAACGCGGCUAGUGGAUACCAACCAACCAGCUUUCUAAACCAAAUCGAGCUUUCUGUUGGAAAUCAGUAUGUCGUUUUCUUUUAAUUUUGACGUAAGUCCAACGACAACCACGGAAGACGUGCAGGGGGAUGCAUGUGCAUCGUUAACUGACAAAAUUGGCCUUGUUGCGAAACCUGUAAAUGAAAGGGGUGGCUCAGAAGAGGCAGUAAAAGAGGCGAAAGAGCAUUUUCCACCUUCUGAUCCCCAGCACUUACUUGAUGACGCCAUUUAUGAAACCCUCACCAUCGGCACUCUUCCUCCCCUGCGCUUUCUCAACGAGACGCUUUUUGAGAAGACCGUCAACGAGAGGGAGGACACGGAGAACAUUCUGUCCCGCACGGCCGAGCAGAGAUCUGACCUCAUCUCGGGAGUGUAUGAGGGCGGACUCAAGGUGUGGGAGUGCACGUAUGACCUUCUGGAGGUAAUCGAGAGCGAAGGUGAGACAUUUGGCGGCAAGGCUGUCUUGGAUCUCGGCUGUGGCGCCGGGCUCCUGGGAAUUUUGUCUCUGAAGAGAACAGCCAGAGAAGUCCACUUUCAGGACUACAACAGUACAGUCCUUGAGCAACUCACUAUGUCUAAUGUCAUUCUCAAUUGCCAAGAUGAGGACAGUGACGACGAUGACGGUAAAGGAAAGAGCCCCCAAACAACCGACAAAGAAGAAGAAUCUCAGAUCAAACCUAAACGUGGCAGAAGAGAUCUGUUACUGCCAAGGUGCCGUUUUUUCUCUGGUGACUGGCGCACCUUUCUUAUUUUGGCCUCAAGUCAGGUCCCACCAUUGAAAUACGACAUUAUCCUGACUUCAGAGACAAUUUACAACACUGCUUAUUACCCUGCGCUGCACGACACCUUCCAGAGACUUUUGGCCCCGCGCGGGCAAGUUUACCUGGCCACCAAGUCCCACUACUUUGGCGUGGGUGGAGGUCUGCACCUGUUUGAGACUUUUGUGGAGGAGAGGGGUGUUUUUGCUGUGAAUCGUCUUUGGGAUAGCCAAGACGGACUUAAGAGACAUGUUGUUGUCCUGCGUUUUAAAAAAGAAUCACACUAGCUCUCACGGCGCUCAAGUGAAAACAGGCCAACUCGUACGCAACAAAAAUAAAAUAAAAAAUGUUUUUCUGGAAUUUUAAAAUAUUUAAUUAUCAAAAUAUUUGCUAUAUGACAUCCAUUAUGUAUUAUUGAUGAGGAAAACAUCUCAAGAUAGUUGAAAAUAGCCUGACACAACCGUUUUAAUAAACAAAUGGUCACAUCUCAGAUU